Ostrea edulis (European flat oyster) is the source of this 4244-nucleotide messenger RNA. RefSeq names its product bis(5'-adenosyl)-triphosphatase enpp4-like. NCBI's taxonomy places the organism in Eukaryota, Metazoa, Mollusca, Bivalvia, Ostreida, Ostreidae. Bases 163 to 1683 code for a protein of 506 amino acids. The transcript has 4 exons. The record is from RefSeq and is a predicted model, not a curated record.
GCAACCCAACUAAUAGAAAGUGGUUGGCUUGCAGCUGUUGUGCUGUAGCCAUGCGUAUACGUGUAAUAUCUGUGUUAAGCACAAGAGGAAAGCAUUUUUGAUGUAACAUGGUUACUUAGUGCUUUAGAUGCUAGAGGCAGCACAACGACAACCAAUAUUACCAUGAUGAUCUCUUUGAAACUGUACAAAACAAUUUUAUUGAUUUUGGCCUUAACAUGUGUCAGCAUCAUUCACGUCUGUAAAGCAAGACCGAUAGAAAAAUCCCCGAGACUUAUUCUUAUUUCUGUGGAUGGAUUUCGCUUUGAUUAUUUACAAAAGGUCAGCAGAGAGAAGAUUCCUAAUUUUCUAUAUUUUGUUGACCAUGGCUCAACCGUGAAAUAUGUCAGAAAUGUUUUUCCAUCUUUAACAUAUCCCAAUCACAUGUCCAUCAUCAGCGGUCUGUAUCCAGAAAGUCAUGGAGUAGUUCAUAAUGUGUUUAAAGACGAAUUUCUGAACGAUACAUUCCACUACAACUACUUCUUCCAAAACUUUGACUCCCGCUGGUUUGACUCUGGCAAAGAUGUAAUUUACGUAACAAACAAAAAAGGUCACGGGACAAGAGAUACCGGCUCAGCACUAUGGCCGGGAGGAUUGACAACAGUUAAAGGAGUCCAACCUAGGACAAUAGGAAGAGCAUUUUCUGGAAACUUGUCACUGCCAUACAAUCAAAGAGUAGACUACGUAAUAAACUGGCUAACAGAUAAAAAAAGACCAUUGAAUCUGGGUUUACUGUAUUUUGAUGAACCAGAUGAAUCUGGACAUAAAUUUGGACCAGACAGUCCAGAGAUCAUAGAAGCUAUUCAGAAAGUUGAUGCUGCAUUGGGAUAUUUAAUUAAGAGACUAAAUGAGAGUAAUUUAUUAAGGAGCACAGACAUUAUUAUGACAGCAGAUCAUGGGAUGAUUUCUGCUAACAAAGGAUUAGUAAAUAUUGAUACCUGUAUUGACAGCAAGUGGUAUACCUCAAAUCACGAUCAUGAGACGGUGUUAUUCAUAUAUCCUCAGAAAGAGUUUGAGGGGAAAAUUCUAGAUGGACUUAUGAGUUGCAGCAGUAAUAUGUAUGUCUACACAAAAGAUAGUGAACAUUUAAAAAACAUGCAUCUUCAAAAGAAUUCCAGAAUUCCACCAAUUGUUUUGGAGGCCAAGGCUGGAUACGUGAUAGUUACUAAUAAAACCCGCAAAGACUACAACCCAAAAGGCGCACAUGGAUAUGAUCCUGAGAAAGUGCAGGAGAUGCGACCAUUUUUUGUGGCAUCAGGACCAUCAUUCAAGUCAAACUUUACGCAUAUCCAUCCUAUUGAUAUUGUGGAUAUCUAUCCCUUGAUGUGUGAAAUACUGAAGGUGGAACCAGCACUAAACAACGGAACAUUGAGAGAAGUUAAGCAACUUCUGAUCACACCACCAGCAGGAAAAUUCUCACUCAGUCAUCUUAAAGAAAAACUCUUUGAAACGACUGGGAUAACAUUUUUUGUAAUAAUUGCACUGUCCUCAUUGGUGGGUGGUUUUUACUGCUUGGGAGCAGUUCGUCAGAGUAGAAUAACUGCCCGGAAUAGAAGACUGUUUGGUAGAGUGGCCUCCCCCCUCCGAAAUUUCCCAGCUGCCAAAGCACUGCUUCAGUCUGAAGAGGAAGACAGUGAUGAUUUAUGAGAUGAGAUUGAAAAUCAAACGAGAGAAAAACUUCAGAGUAGACUUUGGAAAGUGAUGUGAGGUGUGUUAAUAUCUUAUGUUGGUCAUGCUCUGUGAUGGACUGAAUGACAGAACCUAACAUAAACUGGACAUCAGGACUCUGUACCGCGAAUAACAAUCUCUGAAAUGGGCACUUUUCAAUUUGUAGAAAUUGGGGACCCUUCAAUUCCUGGUUAUUUCACUGAUGUGGUCCAUGUAGUGGUACUAUGACACAAUUAUUAAUUAGUCUGUAAUUACCUGUGGUCAGUGUGGGUAAUUUUUAAUUCUGAGGAUAUAUGGUAGAACAUAAAGGUAAACAGAUUGAUUUUGAACUUUGUUAUCUGCAGUGAUUUUUCAACAUUUUUCAAAAGGGUCCUGUGGCUUUCGAAUUGGAAAAAAUUGUCAAUAUUUUGAUCAAAUUGGGAAAACCUAGACAUUAUUGUAAACAUGCUAAAUAUAUCAUAUCAAACAAGAAAUCAAACACAAAUUGAUGUCAUUCUUCUUUUAUUUUACAUAUUUAACUUUCUUUUCUUUAAGCUCUUAAAUUUUUUACUAUUCUUUCUAAAUCAUGAUGUAAUUAAAAUUGAUGCGUCUUUGUCAUGUUAUACAUAAACUAUUCACCAGUUUUUAUCAUUGGGAAAAGUGCAAGUUAAAUUGGGAAAAAAUUGGUAAUUUUUGGGAGGGGAAAGGGCUGAUAUUCGGACCUAAAAUGGGUCUUAAAAAGUCUCUGACCUGUGACAACAUAAUUGUUGUCUGUAAGUGUGUUGGGUUAGAAUUACACUGCAGGCAAUUUAUUGGUGGAAACUGUACAGUUUAGAUGUAUUUAGAUCAGACUAUCAGUACAUGGAAUUGUGUUGAUUUGUAUAGACUAUCAGUAUGGUCUAUAAUACUUGUAUCAGGCAAUCAGUAUGGUCUAUAAGUAUUUGUAUUGGGCAAUCAGUAUGGUCUAUACAUAUUUAUAUCAGACUAUCAGUAUAGUCUAUACGUAUUUGUAUCAGACUAUCAGUGUGGUCUAUACGUAUUUGUAUCAGACUAUUAUUACGGUCUAUAAUACUUGUAUCAGGCAAUCAGUAUGGUCUAUAAGUAUUUGUAUCAGACUAUUAGUGUGGUCUAUACGUAUUUGUAUCAGACUAUCAGUGUGGUCUAUACGUAUUUGUAUCAGACUAUUAUUAUGGUCUAUAAUACUUGUAUCAGGCAAUCAGUAUGGUCUAUAAGUAUUUGUAUCAGACUAUUAGUGUGGUCUAUACGUAUUUGUAUCAGACUAUCAGUGUGGUCUAUACGUAUUUGUAUCAGACUAUUAUUAUGGUCUAUAAUACUUGUAUCAGACUAUCAGUGUGGUCUAUGCGUAUUUAUAUCAGACUAUCAGUACAUAUCCUGGUGGUUUUUAAAUAGAUCAAUCAUCAAAUGAAAUAAUCCACAUCAUUAUCAAUCAAACAUCAUUUGCUUUUCUUAUUUAGAUACCGUGCCUAUGUUCACUGUAUAUGGGUUUAUUUUGGUGUUUUAUGUCUGUUUAUUUUAGUGUUUGUAUGUCAACAUAUCGACUUUUGGACCUCAGUAUUUUUACCAAUUGAGUAACUGCUACACUUACUUUUAAAUGUGAUGUGUACUUCGCUUUAGUGAUAUUCAGUUCAUGGCAAUUAAUUAUGAUAUUGUGAUAUAUGUUAUUCAGUUUUGAUGAUACAUGUAUUUGUGAGGCAUGAAUGUUGUAUAAAUCAUGUCAGCAAGACAUCCAGUAAUCAGUUUCAUAGAGGGUUACGGCAUACAUUCCUUCUAAUUACAAAAAGUAUACAUUCUAUCUGAUGAUAAAAAAUAUGCAUUCCACUUUAUUCUGAAAUAUGAAUUAUUAUACAUACAGCAUACUUGCCUCUAAAGUACAGUCAGUUUUUAAUAUUAUAUAUCUAUGUAUAUAUUCCUCUCUGCUGAUCUUUGUGCUAUGACCGAUGAUGAAAUGUUCCUUUUUCUCUUAGGACGCAUUUCUUUUAAAUGGAUUCCAGAAACAGACAUAAGAUCUCUUCAACUCUUUAAUUUUCACUUAUAAGAAACACAGCUACAUGCUACAACCAGGCUCUCAAAUCUGCUAGAUAGUAUUCAGUAGUAUAAAACAAAAAUGCAAACUUCAUCCAUAACUUUGAAUAGAUUUGUUAAUAUUUUUUUCCUUUUUUCUUGUAUUCCUUCUUUUGUUCUUUGCACUGUCAUUUGUAUGAUAUGAUUUAGUGUUCUGUUCUGUAUAUUUCAAUGUAUUAUUCAUAAAUGUAUGUAUUUCUUGUACAUUUGAAUAUAAUUGUAUAAUCCCACAUGAGGGAAAUAAAGGAUAAAUGAUAUAUACAUGUAUUGAAAGUUUUAUAACUAUAAAUGUGUAAUGGACUUCUAUACAUAAGACAUAUGAUGGUAUUGUAUUAAUGUAGUAAGACUAUCAAUUUUAGUUAUAUUAUUAUGGUAUGCAUCUCCACCAUUGAUAGUGUCUAUUUUAUUUAUAUGUGUGUUAAUACUGCACUUUAAUUCAUUCGUGUAGACUUUGUAAUGAAAUAAAUGGUUUGAUUUAC